AUGUACACCACGUCGUUCGCCUUUUUCGAGGCCAUUGCCGAUGCAGGCGUUUCGCACUGCUUCGUCAACUUGGGUUCCGACCACCCCAGCAUCAUCGAGGCCAUGGUGCAGAUGAAGUCGAAUCCCAAGUUUCCGCGCAUCAUUACCUGCCCGAGUGAGAUGGUUGCCAUGUCCAUGGCCGAUGGCUACGCCCGACUCACUGGCAAGGCCCAGUGCGUCAUCAUUCACGUCGACGUCGGUACUCAGGCUCUGGGUGUCGCCGUCCACAACGCCUCCAGCGGGCGCGCUCCCGUGCUUGUCUUCGCGGGCCUGUCACCUUUUACUCUCGAGGGUGAGCUGCGCGGCUCUCGCAGCGAGUUCAUUCACUGGCUCCAAGAUGUCCCCGAUCAGCGUGCCAUUGUCGCGCAGUACUGCCGGUACACGAAUGAGAUCAGGACGGGCGUGAACGUGAAGCAAAUGGUCAACCGCGCGUUGCAGUUUGCCACCAGCUCGCCGCAGGGGCCUGUUUAUCUGUGCGCAGGUCGUGAGGUUCUUGAGGCCGACAUCGAGCCGUAUGAGAUGGCCCUUGGCCAGAAGUACUGGGAUCCGAUCGAGCUGGGAGGCUUGCCGCCGAGGGGCGCCAGCAGAAUCGCCGAGGCUCUGGCUGGUGCGUCGAAGCCGUUGGUCGUGACGGGAUUCUCGGGCCGCAACCAUGGUAUCCCCAAGGCUCUCGUGGAGUUGGCCGACACGGUCAAGGCCCUGCGCGUGCUCGACAUGGCUGGCAGCGACAUGUGCUUCCCCGCUGACCACCCUGCGUGGUUGGGUGUCAAGCAGGGCGCGGACGACUCUAUCCCUGAGGCCGAUGUUAUCUUGGUGCUGGACUGCGACGUGCCGUGGAUCCAGACGCUUUGCAAGCCUCGGCCGGAUGCCGUCGUUUUCCAUGUCGAUGUCGACCCUCUCAAGCAGCGGAUGCCGCUCUUCUACAUCCAGUCCGAUGCUAGGUAUCAGGCCGAUGCCCUGCUCUCAGUGCAACAAAUCAUUGAGAACCUGCGCCAUCCAGACAGUGAAGCUGCCAAGCUGCUCAGCUCACAGGACCUCGUCGCCGCGGAAGCUGCUCGGAAGGAGUCCUACGCCGCAAAGAUCGAAGGCAUCGAGCGCGCGGCGGCCGCGUUCCCCGACGGCACCUUCGGUACAGCACAUCUCAGCAAAACUCUGAGAUCCGUCUGCCCGGAGGACACCAUCUGGGCGGUCGAGGCCGUCACCAACACGGGAUUCAUCCACUCCAACGUGCGCCCGACGCGGCCCGGCUCCUGGAUCAACUGCGGCGGCGGCGGUCUGGGCUGGUCUGGUGGCGGCGCCUUGGGCAUCAAGCUCGCAGCCGACGCCGAGGGCAGCAAGCAGUUUGUCUGCCAAAUCGUCGGCGAUGGCACGUAUCUGUUCUCCAUUCCGGGGAGUGUGUACUGGAUCUCCAAGCGAUACAAGAUCCCCGUGCUGACGAUUGUGCUCAACAACAACGGCUGGAACGCACCGCGCAAGUCGUACAACCUGGUGCACCCCGGAGGCGAGGCGUCCAAGGUCUCCAACGAGGACAUAAACAUCUCGUUCGCCCCACCGCCGGAUUACGCCGGCAUCGCGGCGGCUGCUGGAUCCGGAGAGGUCCACGCGCUGAAGGUCGAGACGGCUGACAAGCUCGAGGCGGUGCUCAAGGAUGCGGUCGCCAAGGUGCAAGCCGGAAGGACAACUGUCGUGGAUUGCCGAGUCGUGCUCGACUGCUGA
Molecule: messenger RNA, 1755 nt
Organism: Purpureocillium lilacinum
Lineage: Eukaryota; Fungi; Ascomycota; Sordariomycetes; Hypocreales; Ophiocordycipitaceae
Biological process (GO): L-valine biosynthetic process
Cellular component (GO): acetolactate synthase complex
Molecular function (GO): flavin adenine dinucleotide binding; acetolactate synthase activity; thiamine pyrophosphate binding
Source: RefSeq, a predicted model, not a curated record